CGUGUGUCCGUGUGAAGUUGUGGCUGAAGUUAGUUUCCUGUCCCUCUCUCUCUCUCUCUCUCUCUCUCCCUCUCUCUCUCUCAGGUUUGGCUCAUGGGCUCAGGUCUGUAGGUCAGACGGGGUCAUGAGCGGACACGCGGUCCCGGUGGACUUCAGCGGACACAUGUUGGACCUGGACGAGGACGAAGACCUGGAGGUGUUCAGCAAGAACACGUCCCUGGCUGAUGGCGGUCCCAUGCCCAACUCCCCCAGCUCCCUGGUCAACCAGUACCGCCUGGAGGAGGAGGAGGAGCAGCCGGGCGCCGACGCCAAAGACUUCUUCAUCACCGUAGACAACCCCGAGAGUCAUGUGACAGCCAUCGAGACCUUCAUCAUGUACAGAGUGGUCACAAAGACGACACGGAGUGAGUUCGACUCCAGCGAGUACGAGGUGCGGCGCCGCUACCAGGACUUCCUGUGGCUCCGAGGUCGACUGGAGGAAAGCCACCCCACGCUCAUCGUCCACCCGCUGCCGGAGAAGUUUGUGAUGAAAGGCAUGGUGGAGCGCUUCAACGACGGCUUCAUCGAGACCAGGAGGAAAGCCUUGCACCGCUUCCUCAACAAGAUCUCAGAGCACCCGGUCCUGUCCUACAGCCAGCACUUCAAAGUCUUCCUGACCGCACAGGAGCUGACGUCCCACAGGAAACAGGGUCCGGGCUUCCUGAGCAGGAUGGGGGAGACGGUCAGGGCCGUGGCUAACUCUGUCCGAGGCCUGAGGAGCCGUCCAGAGGAGUUCAGCGUCAUGCAGGAGUACGUGGACCACUUCAGCACCAAGAUCUGCUCUGUGGACAAAGUCACCCAGAGGAUCAUCAAGGAGCAGAGAGAGUACCUGGACGAACUGAGGCAGUACGGGCCUACCUACACCCAGUGGGCGGAGCUAGAGGAGGACCUGGCCGAGCCUCUGAAGGGCGUGGCCGACUGCGUGGAGCGCUGCAGUCAGGAAACAGAGGAGCAGAUCCAGCAGCUGUCUGAGGUUCUGGUGCCGGCGCUGCACGAGUACGUCCUGUGUGCGGAGACACUGAAGGCUGUGAUGAGGCGCAGAGACAACAUCCAGGCGGAGUUUGAGGCAAAAAACGAGGCCCUGGCAUCCAGAAAAGCAGACCAAGACGCACUGCAGGAGGAGGUGGACGGUCUGGCAGAGCGGGUGGAGGUGGCCAACACCACCCUGAAAGAAGACUGGAGCCGCUGGCAGAAGGCCAUGAGGACCGACCUCAGAUCAGCUCUGAUUUCUACCACCGAGAAGAACGUGGACUACUACGAGAAGUGCCUGGCUGUGUGGGAGUCCUUCCUGUUGUCUCUACGAGUGGAACCCAGUGGACAGGAGAAUGGAGACGGAGCUUCAUAGAGGAGCUGUCCAUCACCUCCUCCUCCACCUCCUCCUCCUCCUCCUCCCCCAGCAGAAGUCCAAACCUGAUGUGUGUCCACCCCACCCCACCCCCCCUUCUGUCCUCCCAUUCUCUGCAUUCCAGUGAUGACUGUAGGUCAUUCAAACACACACACUGUGAUCCAAAUACCGUACGUUCGUGUUUACACCAUCGUGGCCAAAUGAAACGCUGUUCCUUUUGUAAUCAGACGCAGUUACUUCUCAAACAUUUCAGUGCAGAAUAUCUGUGUCCCAGCGUACGCACCAGACCAAAGCAGAACCCAAACUACUGCACGUGUCAUCCUUUUACCGCCUCCAGAACUGGACCACGUUAGAGUAGAAACGAACCAAAACCUGCCAAAACCUCCUGCCGUGCCUCGUGGUCCAGUGAAUACACGUCCGUCAGUCGUUGGAUAAUUUCACCUGUAAAAGCCACAGCGUGCUCUGCAGCUUUAAGACGACUUUGAGGCCACAUUUUUAAGGCCCUGAUUUGCUCCUUCAUAAUUUUAUCCACAUUAAAGUUCAGUUUUGUUGAGACGCACGUGUGCUGGAGCCUGUGCGGUAAAUGUGACGCUAACGCCAGCCGCUUCACCCGUUUUACUCCACGCUGCACUACAUCCACUGUCAGUCAUCUGAGUCGAAUAUCUGCACUUCUUUGUAUGUUUAUUACCACAUAAGUCACAGGUGUCAAACAUGCGGCCCAGGGGCCAAAUCCAGCCCACCAAAGGAUCCAGUCCGACCCCUGGGAUGAAUUUGUGAAAUACAGGGUGUCCCAUGAGUCUUCAUACAUA
Molecule: messenger RNA, 2193 nt
Organism: Sphaeramia orbicularis (orbiculate cardinalfish)
Lineage: Eukaryota; Metazoa; Chordata; Actinopteri; Kurtiformes; Apogonidae
Gene: snx7
Product: sorting nexin 7
Exons: 9
Coding region: 125-1384 (419 amino acids)
Biological process (GO): endocytic recycling; piecemeal microautophagy of the nucleus; protein transport
Cellular component (GO): phagophore assembly site; early endosome
Molecular function (GO): phosphatidylinositol binding
Source: RefSeq, a predicted model, not a curated record